Messenger RNA from Dipodomys ordii (Ord's kangaroo rat), 4233 nucleotides. RefSeq names its product mitogen-activated protein kinase kinase kinase 6 (gene Map3k6). Lineage: Eukaryota; Metazoa; Chordata; Mammalia; Rodentia; Heteromyidae. Gene Ontology annotation, molecular function: ATP binding; MAP kinase kinase kinase activity. The transcript has 29 exons. The record is from RefSeq and is a predicted model, not a curated record. Bases 1 to 3885 code for a protein of 1294 amino acids. Gene Ontology annotation, biological process: MAPK cascade; cellular response to stress; protein phosphorylation.
AUGGAGGGGCCGUGUCCCCGGGCUGGGACCUUGGAGCGCGCGGGCAGUUGCUGGCAGGACCCGCUGGCCGAGGCGCUGAGCCGGGGCCGGCCGCUGGCUGCGUCCCCGGGCCGGGGCUGCGCGCGGAGCCGGCCGCUCAGCGUGGUCUAUGUGCUGACCCGAGAGCCGCAGCCCGGGGUGGAGCCUGGGGCGGGAACCGAGGUGGAGCCGCUGCCCCUGCGCUGCCUGCGCGAGGCCUGCGCGCAGCUCCCGGGGCCCCGGCCAGCGCCCCGGCUGCACAGCCUGCCUUUCGGAACCCUGGCGCUGGGCGACACCGCGGCGCUGGACUCCUUCUACAACGCGGACGUGGUGGUGCUGGAGGUGAGCAGCUCCCUGGCACAGCCCUCCCUGUUCUACCACCUUGGUGUGCGUGAGAGCUUCAGCAUGACCAACAACGUACUCCUCUGCUCCCAAGCUGACCUCCCUGACCUGCAGGCCCUGCGGGAGGAUGUUUUCCAGAAGAAUUCGGAUUGCAUUGGCAGCUACACAUUGAUCCCCUAUGUGGUGACGGCCGCUGGUCGUGUGUUGUGUGGUGAUGCAGGCCUCCUGAGGGGCAUGGCUGAUGGACUGGUACAGGCUGGGGCGGGCACUGAGGCUCUGCUCACACCACUGGUAGGCCGGUUUGCCCGCCUGUUGGAGGCCACACCAACAGACUCUUGUGGCUAUUUCCGGGAGACCAUUCGGCAGAGUAUCCGGCAGGCCCGGGAGCGGUUCAGUGGGCAGCAGCUGAGGCAGGAGCUGGCUCGCCUGCAGAGGAGACUGGACAGCGUGGAAUUGCUGACCCCCGACAUCAUCAUGAACCUCUUGCUGUCGUACCGUGAUGUGCAGGACUACUCGGCCAUCAUUGAGCUGGUGGAGACGCUGCAGGCCUUGCCCACCUAUGAUGUGGCCGAGCAGCACAAUGUCUGCUUCCACUACACAUUUGCCCUCAACCGGAGGAACAAGCCUGGGGACCGGGAGAAAGCACUGGCUGUGCUGCUGCCGCUGGUCCAGUUCGAGGGCCCUGUGGCGCCCGAUCUGUACUGCAUGUGUGGCCGUGUCUACAAGGACAUGUUCUUCAGCUCUGGAUUCCGGGAGGUUGGACAUCUGGAGCAGGCCUAUCAUUGGUAUCGCAAGGCCUUCGAUGUGGAGCCCAGCCUGCACUCGGGCAUCAACGCAGCCGUGCUCCUCAUCGCAGCUGGCCAGCACUUUGAGGAUUCCGAGGAGCUCCAGUUGAUAGGCAUGAAGCUGGGCUGCCUGCUGGCCCGCAAAGGCUGCGUGGAGAAGAUGCAGUAUUACUGGGAUGUAGGUUUCUACCUGGGAGCCCAGAUCCUUGCGAAUGACCCCAUCCAGGUGGUGCUGGCUGCAGAGCAGCUGUACAAGCUCAAUGCCCCCAUAUGGUACCUGGUGUCAGUGAUGGAAACCUUCCUGCUCUACCAGCACUUCAGACCCACCCCAGAGCCCUCGGGGGGAACCCUGCUGCACGCUCACUUCUGGCUCCACUUCUUGCUACAGUCCUGCCAGCCUUUCCAGAGAGACUCUCCCCAGGAAGACCAGUAUCUGGUGCUGGUUCUGGAAUUGAACAAAGUACUGCUGCCCGCAAGGCUUCAAGUUCAGGGUACUGAUCCAGUGAGUGCAGUGACCCUAAGUCUUCUGGAGACAGAGACCCAGAAGGAUCUCUCUACCUGGACGCUCCCUGUGGGCUCCAUUUGCGGUGUCAGCGUCUCCAAGCGGGAUGAGCGCUGCUGCUUCCUCUACGCGCUUCCUCCUGCCCAGGACAUCCAGUUGUGCUUUCCCAGCGUGGAGCGCUGCCAGUGGUUCUGCAGCCUGAUUCAGGCCUUGGUGACAAAUCCAGAGUCCACAGCCCGCCCGGAGGAGGCGGUGGGCGUGGGAGAGGUGCUAGAGUUUGAUUAUGAAUAUUUGGAGACUGGUGAGCGGCUGGUGCUGGGCAAAGGCACGUAUGGGGUGGUGUACGCAGGACGCGAUCGGCACACCAAAGUCCGAAUUGCCAUCAAGGAAAUCCCAGAACGGGACAGCAGGUUCUCUCAGCCCCUGCAUGAAGAGAUCGCUCUCCACAAACGCCUGCGCCAUAAGAACAUCGUGCGCUACCUGGGUUCAGCCAGCCAGGGCAGAUACCUGAAGAUCUUCAUGGAAGAAGUGCCUGGAGGUAGCCUGUCCUCCUUGCUGCGGUCUGUGUGGGGACCUCUGAAGGACAACGAGAGUACUAUUAGUUUCUACACACGGCAGAUCUUACAGGGACUCAGCUACCUGCAUGACAACCGCAUUGUGCACCGGGACAUCAAGGGUGACAAUGUGCUGAUCAACACCUUCAGUGGGCUGCUCAAGAUCUCUGAUUUUGGCACCUCCAAGCGGCUGGCAGGCAUCACACCGUGCACGGAGACCUUCACAGGGACUCUACAGUAUAUGGCCCCAGAAAUCAUUGACCAGGGCCCUCGAGGGUAUGGGAAGGCAGCUGACAUCUGGUCACUGGGCUGUACUGUGAUUGAGAUGGCCACAGGUCACCCACCCUUUCAUGAGCUGGGGAGUCCUCAGGCUGCCAUGUUUCAGGUGGGCAUGUACAAGGUGCAUCCACCAAUGCCUAGUUCUCUAUCAUCUGAGGCCAAAGCCUUCCUCCUCCGAACUUUUGAGCCAGACCCCUGUGUCCGAGCCAGUGCCCAAGCACUGCUGGAGGAUCCCUUCCUGCAGCCAGGGAAGAGGAGCCGCAGUCCUGGCUCUCCUCGCCGCCACACCCGGCGGCCCUCAGAUGCCCCUCUGGCUGGUCCCAUUCCUGCAGCUGAUUCUGCCACCCAGUCCCAGACAUUCCCAAGCCCUCAGGCACCUUCCCAGCACCCACCCAGCCCCCCCAAACGCUGCCUCAGCUAUGGAGACACCAGCCAACUAAGGGUGCCUGAGGAGCCUGGAGCGGAGGAGCCCACAUCUCCAGAGGAGAGCUCAGGGCUGAGCCUUCUGCACCAGGAGAGCAAGCGGCGGGCCAUGCUGGCAGCGGUGCUGGGGCAGGAGCUGCCCAUGCUGGCAGAGAAUCUGUGUCAGGAGCAGGAGCAGGGUUCCCACCUGAGCAGGAAUCACGUGGAACAGCUGUUGCGCUGCCUUGGUGCACACAUUCACACCCCCAACCGCCGGCAGCUGAACCAGGAACUUGGGAUGCUACAAGCACAGCUGCGAGCCGAGGGCCUUGAGCCUACACUUCUCCAUGGGCCGCUCUUUGCCUUCCCGGAGGCGGUGAAGCAGAUCCUCCGCAGGCGCCAGAUCCGCCCACACUGGAUGUUCGUGCUGGACUCGCUGCUCAGCCGUGCAGUGCGGGCCACCCUGGCGAUGCUGGACUCCGAGACAGAGAAGAAAGACGUCUCUCUGAGGUCAGAGGAGUUAAGUAAAGAAAGAGAGGCCCAGCAGAGGCAGCAGGACUCCCCGAUUCCACCCAGCCAGCUCCCCACAGAAGCCAAGCAGGAGCCCCCAGCUCUGAUAGUGCAGCUGGGCCUCUUGAGAGCAGAGACGAACAGGCUGCGAGAAAUCCUGGAGGAGAAGGAACGGGAGUGCCAGGCCUUGCUGCACCGGGCCCUGCAGCGGGUGAAUGCCCAGACCAGUACCUGUGCGCCAGAGCGAACUGCCUCUCUCCCCACAGACCAGGGCCUAGUGCAGUGGCUACAGGAACUACGUGUGGACUCAGGCACCAUCCAAACGCUGCUGAACCACAGCUUCACCCUGCAUGCUCUGCUCACCUCUGCCACUCGAGAUGACCUCCUCUAUACCCGAAUCAGGGGAGGGAUGGUAUGCCGAAUCUGGAGAGCCAUCUUGGCACAGCGAACAGGAUCCACGCUAGUUACCACAGGGCCCCGAGAAGCUGAAUGAAGACAUCAGAGGCAGGAAAGACUCGACAGAUGGAUUGUGAAGAUACAAGCAACUGCCGACACACCUGCCUGAAGAUCCGGGGACAACCACAGGCCAGGCUGGUGGAGCCAGGGCAGAGCCCAGGCGUAGCAUCGGUGUGUGUGAGGGGACUCAAACACUCAAGCACAGCAAACAUGACCAAAGACUUCUUUUCUUCCCUUUUGUUGUUGGCCACCAAACUAGGCCCUGGAGCUGGCUAAGCCAGCACGCUACCAAUAAGUUAAAACCCCAAUCCCCAAAUUAAAAUCCAAAUUCUUUGUGUAUGUGCGCUGGGCUGGGGAUUGAACUCGGGUACUCUACCACUUGAGC